AUGGCGUACAGGAAACGCCAUGCGGAAGAAUCCCUCGACGAACUUGUAGGCGUCGACUCGCCCGCAUCGAAGCGGUCGAGAACCGUUGACUCGCUGCUAUCCAAUGGAUCGAUCGAUCAGAACGGGCAAGAUGCGAGGGAAAGGGAGGAGGCAGCAACACCUACAAACGGCGAUACAGAGACGGAAAGGAAGCAAGACGAUGCGGAGGACGUGAGCGACAUUGAUGGGGAGACACCCGCGCGGGCCCCAAUCCGUCAGUCCGCCCCAACAGAUGGUUACGACGACCUAUACCUUGACACGAUAGACCGUAACGUCCUCGAUUUCGACUUCGAAAAGCUCUGUUCCAUCAGCUUAUCCAACAUCAACGUAUACGCCUGUCUAGUAUGCGGCCGUUACUACCAGGGCCGCGGCCCCAAAUCUCACGCCUAUUUCCACGCCCUGGAUGAGAACCACCAUGUCUUCAUUAACAUGCAGACACAAAAAGUCUACGUGCUGCCGGAGGGUUAUGAGGUCAAGUCGAAAUCUCUAGACGACAUCAAAUUCGUCUCGGAUCCGCGAUACACCAAGCAAGAAGUCGCCGCGAUCGACCGCCCCCCGCUGCGCGCGUCCUUCACGCUGGCAGGCAAGGAAUACGCCCCAGGUUUCGUUGGCAUGAACAAUCUCAAGGAGAACGACUACCUUAACGUCAUUGUCCAAGCACUGGCACACGUCGCUCCUCUUCGUAAUUUCUGUUUACUGGAAGAUCUCUCGGCGCGCUCCGAGUUGGCGAAGCGGUUUGGCAUUCUCGUCCGGAAGAUCUGGAACCCUCGCGCUUUUAAGGCCCAUGUUUCACCACACGAGUUACUACAAGAGAUUUCGCUCUUGUCGAACAAGCGCUUCACACUGACGGCACAAUCGGACCCCGUUGAGUUUCUGUCAUGGUUCCUUAACAACCUGCACCUCGGCCUGGGCGGCUCAAAGACUAAGCCAGGCAGCUCUGUUGUUCAGCGCAUUUUCCAGGGUAAGCUGAAGGUUGAGUCACAAGCUAUUACUGCUCGCGCCGAUGCUGGCGACCGUCUCCGCUUCGAAGACGCAGCCGUAUCAGUAACGUCGACGCGCUUCAUGUUUCUCACUCUCGACCUUCCCGCCGCACCUCUCUUCCAAGAUGAAUUGGAGAAGAACAUUAUCCCCCAGGUUCCUUUGACGACGAUUCUAUCGAAAUAUGACGGCAUUCAAGCCCAGGAGCACCUCGCCCAGCGCAAGCGCUAUCGCCUUCUCCACCCUCUACCCCCCUACCUCGUCUUCCACGUGAAGCGCUUCAGCCAGAACAAGUUCGUUUCGGAGCGUAAUCCGACCAUCGUCACCUUCGACCCGAACGGGCUCAACGUAAGCCCCUAUGUCGAGCCGAACCCGGCUGAGUGGCCACCCGGUGAGCCUAUCAUGUACGAUCUUGUCGCCAACGUCGUGCACGAGGCUGUUCGCGCCAAGGAGGACGUGGCCGACAGUGGCGAGGAGCGCAAGACGUGGAAAGUGCAAUUACGGGACAAGGGCCGCGACGAGUGGGUUUCGUGCCAAGACCUGUUUGUCGAGAAGGUGCAGAGCGAACUGCUGUAUCUGGGAGAGACGUAUCUCCAGGUUUGGGAGAGGAGGCGAACGCCAAAGAGUAAAGGGAAGGCUUAG
Molecule: messenger RNA, 1659 nt
Organism: Colletotrichum truncatum
Lineage: Eukaryota; Fungi; Ascomycota; Sordariomycetes; Glomerellales; Glomerellaceae
Product: u4 tri-snrnp-associated protein 2
Biological process (GO): protein deubiquitination; mRNA processing; spliceosomal complex assembly
Molecular function (GO): zinc ion binding; cysteine-type deubiquitinase activity
Source: RefSeq, a predicted model, not a curated record